Messenger RNA from Artibeus jamaicensis (Jamaican fruit-eating bat), 2727 nucleotides. RefSeq names its product purinergic receptor P2X 6 (gene P2RX6). Gene Ontology annotation, molecular function: purinergic nucleotide receptor activity; extracellularly ATP-gated monoatomic cation channel activity; ATP binding. The record is from RefSeq and is a predicted model, not a curated record. Gene Ontology annotation, biological process: response to ATP; monoatomic cation transmembrane transport. Gene Ontology annotation, cellular component: plasma membrane; nuclear inner membrane. NCBI's taxonomy places the organism in Eukaryota, Metazoa, Chordata, Mammalia, Chiroptera, Phyllostomidae.
GCAGCUGCUGUGCUGACUCAUGUGCCCCAGCAGCCAGCAGGAGCUGGGAGCAUGGGCUCCCUAGGGGCCUUGGCCGCCUGGGGGCUUCUGGAUUACAAGACUGAGAAGUAUGUGAUGACCAGGAACUGGCGGGUGGGCGUCCUGCAGAGGCUGCUGCAGCUUGGGGUCGUGGUCUACGUGGUCGGGUGGGCCCUCGUCACCAACAAAGGCUACCAGGUACAGGACGUGGACCCCCAGAUUUCUGUUAUCACCAAACUCAAAGGGGUUUCUGUGACCCAGAUCAAGGAACUGGGGAAUCGGCUGUGGGACGCGGCUGACUUCAUGAAGCCAGCACAGGGAGAAAAUGUGUUCUUCUUGGUGACCAACUUCCUUGUGACACCACAACAAGUUCAGGGCAAGUGCCCAGAGCACCCAUCCAUCCCACUGGCCAGCUGCUGGGCCCAUGAAGACUGUCCUGAAGGGGAGACGGGGACACACAGCCAUGGCAUUAAAACAGGCCAGUGUGUGGUGUUCAACGAGACCCACAGGACCUGUGAGAUCCAGGGCUGGUGCCCAGUGGAGAGUGGCACUGUGCCCACGCAGCCCCUGCUGGUCCAGGCAGAGAACUUCACGCUGUUCAUCAAAAACACUGUCACUUUCAGCAAGUUCAACUUCUCCAAGUCCAAUGCCUUGGAGACCUUGGACAAUACCUACUUCAAACGCUGCCGAUACGAUCCCCUCUCCAGCCCCUACUGCCCAGUGUUCCGCAUUGGGGACCUCGUGGCUGCAGCUGGAGGGGACUUUGAGGACCUGGCAUUGCUGGGCGGUGCUGUAGGCAUCCGUGUCCUCUGGGACUGCGACCUGGACAUCAGGGGCUCUGACUGCCGACCUGACUACUCCUUCCAGCUGCAGGAGAGGAGCUACAACUUCAGGACAGGCACUCACUGGUGGGAAGCCUCAGGCGUGGAGGCCCGGAGUCUGCUUAAGCUCUACGGGAUUCGCUUCGACAUCCUAGUUGCUGGGCGGGCAGGGAAGUUCGGGCUCAUCCCCACGGCCAUCACUUUGGGCACUGGAGCAGCUUGGCUGGGCGUGAUCACCUUCUUCUGUGACCUGCUGCUGCUGUACGUGGAUGGAGAAGCCAGUUUCUACUGGACGACCAAGUAUGAGGAGGCAGAGGCCCCGAAGGUGACCGCCAACCCUGAGCAGACAGACCUAGCCCUGCACCCCCGAACCUGGCUGCCCAGGUGCCUUAGAGGGCGCCCAGCACCUGCCCCCAUGGCUACUGCUGCUGCUGGGAGCCAGACACUGAGGCCAGGGUGGCCCUGCCCAGGCUCUGGCCCCCACUUGCUUGCCCGUUCUUGAGGCCUGUAACCAUUCCCCGUGGCUGGGAAGGGUCAGACCCCACCUUGGAGACCUCAAGGAUGAAGUCCCAGCAGAACCACCCUUAGGGGUUGGGGAGAAUAAUACCUUCAACUCCCAGGCCGACUGUCCUUCAGCCUUGGCUCCAGCCUUGGCAGAGCGCUGCCUGGGGAGGGACAGAAGCCAGUUUUCCACAGAGAUCUGCAGCGGAACAGAAGCCACGAAGGAGGAGAGAACCCUGGGCCUAUGUUUGGAGAGUUCUCUCCCUAACUCCACCCCCCAUGCUCCUAGCAGUGGCCUGCUCACCAGCUGUCAGCACUGUCCCUCUCACUGACCGUAGCCAACCCCAUCCCUGCCUGGCUUCCAGCCCUCCUCCCCAGGCCAGCCCCCACCUUGUAGAAAGAGCCCCCACCCCCUCAGCUGUGCUGCACUGGGGGCCACAUGGCCGGAGUCCACAGCACGGUACAAGGAAGCCUGACAAGAGGCGCUGCCUCAGCUGCUCUGGUGCUGGGUUGCAGGGGGCAAGUCCCCCUGGACUUGGGCCGCUCCCAUAGGAAGGGAGCGGGGUGGGCAGACGAUCCCACCAGGCACCCCGGGCAAGGGCACAGGCACCUCUUGGGCCCACACCUGCUCAGCUUAUGGUCAUCGGGGUCUUUGUGACCUUCUAUAUGCCUCCUUGGUGACUGUCCCAAGACCAGCCCCCUGGAACCUGCUUUCUGGACAUCCUGGGAGCCAUGGGGGUGGGCAGAAUGUAUAUCUGAGACCCAGUCCUGUCCACUGCCACACCUAGAAACCUGUCUGGACAGCUGCAGGCAGGAGGCCUUAUCUAUGACCAUAGAUGAAGCCCAUUGGCUGAAGGAGUGUCCCUACUAAGGACACGGCGCCCUCAGCAGGCUGGCCUGGUUUUGGCUCUGGAAUCCUUUGGGGCUCUGUGUCCUGCCUGCUGGAGAAUUUCCCCAGGUCUGAGAGAUCCGUGGUCAGGAGGGGAGGGGUGGGGACUAAAGGAGUCAAACCCUCUCUUAGUCCCGGGGCAGGGAUGUGGGAGCACUCAUUCCAGAGAGGCGAGAGCUGCUUCCUCAUGGGUCCUGGUGAUCGGGGGCAAGCUGGCAACUUGCCAAUGGAGCGAUGUGGGUCAUUUGGGUAAGGCUGGGGUGGGGCUCGGGCUGGGUGAGUAUCUGGAAUCAUCUGGGGCCUGAGCAGAACUGUGGGCCCCUGCUGCCUCUCAGUCCCCAGAGAAGUGUGUAUGAGGAGGCAGGUUCGGAGGGGCCAGGGAAGAACACGGCCAUGAGGCCUGGUUGUUGGAGCAGGGUCUCAUGCACCUGGUUCUCCUCAGGGCCCAGACAAAGCUGAAAACAUGACUGCAGGAAGUCAAGGAGUAAAGCUUGCCAA